AUGAAGAUUACCAUACUCCUAAUUUGUCUUUUGGGAGCUGUCAUUGCUACACCAGUCUUGGAUAGAAGCAUCAUGAACUUCAACCAGAGUGAAGUGGAGUCAGACUCUUCACAAAGUUCGUCAGUAUCUGAAUCCUCUGAACAAAGUGACACAUCAGAACAGGAGAGCUCCCUGCAAAAUACCUCGGAGGACAGCACAUCAGAGUCCUUGGAGAAUGAGUCAGAGAACAAAACUUCCGUGGAGAGCAACAGCAGUUCAGAGGAAGGACACCUGGGCUGGAUUCGAGUGUACGCCAUCAAACUAAUCAGUGCCGAGGACAACAGCACUGCUGGGUCAACCAGUCAAUCAGAGGACACGGAAGAUCACAUUCACUCAAACGUUACUGAAAAGUCUACAAGCGAAGCUAGCGUUAGCAGUGAAAGCAGCGAUUCUAGUGAAAGCCAAGCUAGCAGCGAUAGCAGCGAUAGCAGCGAUAGCACCGAGGCUAAAAUCAGUACCGACACAAGCGGCAGCCGUAACGGCACUGACGCCAGCGACAGCUCUGACAUGAGUCACGGCAUUGACAGCACUGAAAGAGAGGAAACCGGUGGCAGCAGUCUGAGCAUCAGCAGCAGUGAGAGCAGCGAAACUAAAAGCGCUGAGAACGAUUCGAGUCAUUCCAGUGACUGUCAACGCGGGGCUAACAGUCAGGACUGUGACAGUGAAGAAUACUCCUUCCAAGACAUCGGGGAUGACGAAGGUGUCCACGAGCCUUCCAACGGAUUCCUCAUGCCAGAUGAAACCGAGAUGGAGCUCCAGUUACGGAGAUGA
This is a messenger RNA of Chanos chanos (milkfish), 810 nucleotides long. It is a transcript of the gene scpp1, whose product is annotated as secretory calcium-binding phosphoprotein 1. The transcript has 7 exons. NCBI's taxonomy places the organism in Eukaryota, Metazoa, Chordata, Actinopteri, Gonorynchiformes, Chanidae. The record is from RefSeq and is a predicted model, not a curated record. Bases 1 to 810 code for a protein of 269 amino acids.